AUGCCGGAUAUGUAUCCGCCAGCACCACCACGACUUCCAGUUAUGUUACAUUUCGUGUUACCAUUGGCAAGUGAAACUAUUGCUUCAUUGGUGCAAUUGCCAUCUUUGUCAAUAUAUGAUGAUGUUCUUCCUGGAGCGCCACCACCGGAGGCGCCAUAA
This is a messenger RNA of Trichomonas vaginalis G3, 159 nucleotides long. RefSeq lists its product as uncharacterized. Bases 1 to 159 code for a protein of 52 amino acids. The record is from RefSeq and is a predicted model, not a curated record. Lineage: Eukaryota; Parabasalia; Trichomonadida; Trichomonadidae. The transcript has a single exon.